Molecule: messenger RNA, 707 nt
Organism: Cercopithifilaria johnstoni
Lineage: Eukaryota; Metazoa; Nematoda; Chromadorea; Rhabditida; Onchocercidae
Source: the annotation of a GenBank genome assembly
CUCCAGAAGUUAUCAAAAAUGAACGUUACUCAUAUGGUGUCGACUGGUGGGGAUUGGGUUGCCUAAUAUAUGAAAUGAUGGAAGGAAAGGCGCCUUUUCGACAACGAAAGGAAAAAGUAAAACGUGAAGAAGUGGAACGGCGAGUCCGUGAGGAUCAAGAAAAAUAUUCGGAUAAAUUUAGUGAAUCUAGCAGGACUAUAUGCAGAGGACUUCUGCAUAAAGAACCAGGAUUUAGACUUGGAUGUCGCCGGGUUGGUAAACCGGAAGAAGGUGCUGAAGAGUUAAAAAGCCAUCCUUUUUUCUCACAGGGAGAUGUGAGUACGGGUAGAGAGCCAAUACCUUGGAAGAAAAUGGAAGCUGGAAAGUUGACACCACCGUUUUGUCCCGAUCCCAGAGCAGUAUAUGCCAAAGAUGUGCUUGACAUUGAGCAAUUCAGCACUGUUAAAGGUGUCAGAUUAGAUGCAACGGAUAAUCAGUUUUAUGAGAAAUUCAGUACCGGAUCUGUUUCAAUACCGUGGCAGAAUGAGAUGAUCGAAACAGAAUGUUUCCGAGAGCUCAAUGUGAUGGAAGAGAAUGGUGAACUAGUGUUGGAUUUGCGUAAUGACCCAAUUAAGGGUGAAAAUAACAGAAGUGAAUCUAAUAAUAAAUUUGGAUUUCUCGCACGAUUGUUCAAGCGGAAACUAAUGAAGUGCAUCUUGCAGAGCUGA